Molecule: messenger RNA, 723 nt
Organism: Amyelois transitella
Lineage: Eukaryota; Metazoa; Arthropoda; Insecta; Lepidoptera; Pyralidae
Exons: 1
Coding region: 1-723 (240 amino acids)
Source: RefSeq, a predicted model, not a curated record
AUGUGGAGGCAGGAAACCGACUCCAAAUUAUCUGAUAUAAAGACCUCGGUGGAAGAUCUAUUGAGGCAGAAUACGGAAAUACUGUCAUCGCAAAGUGAAACAGAAAAAUCUAUUGAAUUUUUGUCAUUAAGGUAUGAUGAUCUUUUGCAGCAGAUCGGAUCGCAACAAAUGCGGACCCAAGCAUUACUCGAACGUGUAGCUAAAGUGGAAGCGGCUACUGAAGAUAUUGAUCGUCGUUCCCGAUCAAGUACUCUCGAAUUUCGUAAUAUCAGGCUCCCAAAUAAAACUCCUUGUGUGGAAGACUUGCUAACCGCUGUUACAUGCAUCUUUAAAGCGAUCUCCGUAGACGUAAAUAAAUCAGACAUCUACGACAUUUACAAGCUACCAUCAAGAUCGGAUGGCGUCACAAUUGUCUGCAGACUAAAUUCAGUUCUCCUGAAAGUUAAAAUACUACAAGCAUUUAAGGAUUAUAACAGGCGCAAUAUAAAUAACAAGCUUUACUCAACAAUAGUGGGCGGCUCGCAGCAUCCAGUGUACAUAGGCGAGCAUCUGACACCACAGUCUCGUCGACUGUUCUACUUGGCUCGCGAGUACGCAAAAGCGGAAAAUUACAAGUAUUGCUGGACUUCAGGUGGCCGGGUGAUGCUGAGGAAAGCAGACAAUACAAAACUGGUCAUGGUUACCUCUGAGGGCCAGCUUUCUGGACCCCAGUCAAAAAACUAG